AUGUUCAGUGCUGUUGUGCUGGUGUUUGGCUGCCUGCUGCAGAGGAGUCCAGUGACCACAGAGGGGCAUCGUGGGACCAACCGCUAUGUCUUCUACGCAGUGGAGAUGGACGGAGGCACCAAAGCAGCCAGAGCUCUGGCCGAGCAGCACGGCCUGGAGUUUAUACAACGGAUUGGCAGUCUGGAGGGUCUGUUCACCCUGAGAGACAGCAGGGAGCGCCCUGACAGAGCCUCCUUUGAGAACACACUGGCAACCACAGAAAGGGUUCUCUGGGUACAGAGGCAGCACAGUCACUAUAGAGAAAAACGGGCCCCUGUGAUAAGACUGGACCAGAGUACCCUUCACAGUAAUAUUCCACCUCACUGGAGAGAAGGGGAAUCUGGGAGGCCUUUCACCAUUGGUUGGAGACCAGGGACUUCCUGAUGUCAGAGUUCAAGACAUGAGGAAAAAGAAAACACACAUCCUGAGGAGAAUAAGAGUGACCAGUCCCUCACCUUCAAUGACCCGCUCUGGCCCAUGCAGUGGGAACUGUUUGCACAGGGCCAGUACAACUCCAGUGGGCUCGAUCUAAACGUGAUGCCGGUUUGGAGAAACAACAUCACCGGUAAUGGAGUGGUGGUCACCAUCAUUGAUGACGGUAUCGAUCACACUAACAAGGACCUGAAGAAAAACUUUGAGGCCCUCGCCAGUUCUGACCUGUGUGCUUCACACGGUCUGUCUCACGAUCCCAUGCCUGUCAGAGAUGAGGAGAACAGUCACGGUACCCGGUGUGCUGGGGAAGUUGCCAUGGAGGCCAACAACUCCUACUGCGGUGUGGGCAUUGCCUUCAAUGCCAGGAUCGGAGGUAUCCGCUUGUUGUACGGCACUGUCACUGAUGCCAUGGAGGCCACAGCUUUGACCUUCAACACACACUUCAUCGACAUCUACGUCUGCAGUUGGGGCCCACGGGACGACGGGUCCUCGAUGGACGGGCCGCACACCCUGACGGAGCAAGCCCUUCGGCUAGGAGCUCACAAGGGCCGAGGUGGGAAGGGCAGCAUCUUUGUGUGGGCGUCAGGUAAUGGUGGAAUGCAGAAUGAUCAUUGCGGCGCAGAUGGUUAUGUUAACUCCAUCUACAACAUUGCCAUCGGCGCCGUCACUCAGACUGGGAAGCCCGCCUACUUCGGCGAGCCCUGCCCAGGGGUGAUGGCCGUCACGCUGACAGGGGCCAGCGUGGGAAGCCCACUACCUCUGAUCACUGUGACCAAUAUCGACAAUGGCUGCGUCAAACACUUUCCAGGAACAUCCAGCGCUGCUCCGAUCGCUGCAGGGAUUCUGGCUCUUGUCUUAGAGGUUAAUCCUGAGCUGACGUGGAGGGAUGUUCAGCAUCUGAUUGCCAAGACAGCCAAGAUCCCCGACCCCGAUGUGCCUGGGUGGAACAUCAACGCAGCAGGAUACCAUGUUCACCAUAGGUUUGGCUUUGGAGUGCUGGACGCGGGGCUGAUGGUGCAGCAGGCCGCACAUUUCAAGAGUGUCGCUCCACAGAGGAAGUGCACACAGGAAGUCACACCGUCUCCUGCCAGGGUCCUUUCUUCAGGAGGCGUGGUCAGCAUGAACAUCCAAUCAGAGGCCUGCCGUGGGACCGCUAACGAGAUCAACAGCCUGGAGAAGGUUCAGGUGAGGGUGAGCAUUAGCGCCGUGUGUCGAGGUGACCUCUCCAUAAGGUUGAAGUCUCCGGGCGGCACCAGAUCACUGCUGUUGGACAAGCGGCCCAACGACGAUUCCAAAGCUGGUUUUCAAAACUGGACCCUGAUGACGGUGCACAGCUGGGGGGAGCAGCCACAAGGCGUCUGGACCCUCCAGGUGACUGACCACAAAGGCACAGUGUGGGGCUGCUCCAGACCGCGUAAUGGAAAGACAGCGGGAGCCGUGCACAGUGUUACGCUCAUCCUCUACGGCACCCAUCACCCACAAGGGACCACGCAUGAGGGUCCCCUGCAGAGCAUUGUGUCCAUGGGCUCACGUCACCCUGUCCCUCACUGGGGGGUGCACAGGAGGGACAGUUACCCCCCUCUGGACCUGAUCGAAUGGGUCUACCGAAUGGAAAGAAACAGGAGGGUGCAGGCUGCUGAUAUCAUCACCUCAGUAAGACACAAGGCCAAUUACAGCCCUGGCAGAAGUGUGCCGCCGGACGACAGGUUGCUCUGUUUGUUGCUGCUCGACAUGUCCUUGCAGGGAUACACGGUCCUCGGGCCUGUAGAUGAGUUUUGA
Molecule: messenger RNA, 2250 nt
Organism: Scomber scombrus (Atlantic mackerel)
Lineage: Eukaryota; Metazoa; Chordata; Actinopteri; Scombriformes; Scombridae
Product: furin-like protease kpc-1
Exons: 19
Biological process (GO): peptide hormone processing
Cellular component (GO): Golgi membrane; trans-Golgi network
Molecular function (GO): serine-type endopeptidase activity
Source: RefSeq, a predicted model, not a curated record